CUUUGUGAGCAAAGACUGGGCCAACACUUCCAACACUUCCAACUGUCACCACAAUAGCCAUCACUCAAAGACAUCACUUCUUUGAUUGUCAGUAAGUUUAAUGUCCGUCAGAUAUAACGAGAGCUUUGCGUUGGCUUUGAGUGGAGAGUGAAUUGAGUGACAGUUUGUAUGACAUGUGUUAACACUAACUGUAAUUGUGUUUACAUUUAAACUCAUUGUCUGAUUGUCUGAGCGUUUGAUUAAUGAAUCAAAACAACAAUCCAUUGGAAAUCGCGAAACAAUUUGUGGACCAAUUGUAUGCCUUCCGAGACAACUAUUUCAUCGAUUGCGGCAACGCUUCCAACGUUUCCCAACCAUUGAAAUCAAAUGAUAGCAAACAAAUCCAAGUGAACCACAAAUUAAGGGAAGUAUUGAGUCGUUUGGAUGAGUUGUCUGUCGCGUACUCGGAGUGGACGGCAAGCGAUCGGGCCUUAUAUGAGUUACAAAGGGGUCGAGCGUUGAAUAUAUCGGACAAAGAAAGCGAUGGUUUGGAAGCGAAGGAAGCGUUGAGUCGAGCCGUAAAACUAAGACCAGAAUUGAGUGAAGCGUGGAAUCAGUUGGGGGAACAGUUCCGCAAAAGAGGCGACUAUUCUUCGGCUCUCAAUUGCUUUGAGAGCGCAUUAAAGCAUGAAAUGAAUAAAAUAUCGCUAAGAAAUGCAUCGAUGGUAUUGAGACAAUUAGGAACCACUCCUGAAGAGAAAAACUCAAAUCUGUUGAAAAGUGUGGAAAGAGCUAAGAAAGCGCUCGAAUGUGAUGUUUGUGAUGGCAUUUCGUGGUAUAUUUUAGGAAACGCUUAUUUAACGCUAUUCUUCAAGUCUCAGACCAAAAGAGAUGAAUCCAUUUUGAAACUCUGUAAAGCGGCUUAUCUUAAGGCAUAUAACGAUGAAAAGGCCACAAAUCAAACCGACUUUCUCUUCAAUUACGCCACUGUUUGUCAUUUUGAUCUCGACUUUGAAAGGGCUCUAAAUUGUCUGCAAAGAGCCAUCACUAUAGACCCCGAAUGGGAGGAACCACUGGACAAACAAACGGGUUUAACGGCAUAUUUAAAAGACAUGUGUUCUAUGAUUGACAAAUUGGCAUCACUUAAGUCCAGAAGAAUAAAACUACUUAUUGAUAGUCUGAACAAAGACUCAAAACUCAAAAUUUAUGAUAAGAAAAAAUUUGUGGAAAUAAAAGGUUUAGAGAUUGGCACCAAUCAGUCAACAGAUUUGAUUUGUAAAGAAUUCUUCGCGUGUUAUAAAACUGGUCCCGUAUUCCAACACUUUUGCCUUCAAAUGCGCUCUUUUCGUGUCAUCGAUUACAUCGCGAAAGUCUUUUGUGUUGAGAAUUAA
Molecule: messenger RNA, 1370 nt
Organism: Medioppia subpectinata
Lineage: Eukaryota; Metazoa; Arthropoda; Arachnida; Sarcoptiformes; Oppiidae
Source: the annotation of a GenBank genome assembly